UGUUCAUUUUCACUUGUUGGCUACUAUAAUUUAUCCUCACCCCAUAUAGUUCCACUAACCACUUCACCAGUUUUUAAGAUGCAGCAUUCGUGGAGUUAGAAAAUGACCUGCUAAUUCUUCAAGUUUCUGCUAAUUAUGUUAUAUUUCUCACUGGCAUUAAUAUUUGUAGGAAUAGUGUUUAUAUCUUCGAUUAUAUCCAACCCUCUCACUACCCCAACUAUAUUUGAGUAUCUCAACAGUAUCCUGAUAGGCGAUCGCAUAAAAACUGAAUCACGUUUGUAAUGAAGAAUUGACAAUGGAAGAUCCUGCUUCCCAUAUCGAUAAGAAACCAGAACCAGAAUGUUCCGAGGAAAAUUUGUAUGUUAUCGAGGAGUUGGAUGCUGAUACUGGAGAAGUUCGUGCAAUGCAUUCACUCGCUAGUGUUUCAACAACAUGUCCCGAAACGCUUGAAUCAACUGAACCACCUGUGUCUUUAUCUGUACAGAUGAAAGCGAAUCGUGUCUAUGGGCUUGUUCUAGUUCCCACACGAGAAUUAGCUAUUCAGGUAUCUCAACAUCUGCGUAUGUUAACGCGUUAUAUUAACUGUAUUCGUAUUGAAACAAUUAUGGGUGGAAUAUCAAUUGAUAAACAACUUCGCCUGCUUCAACGUUGUCCAGAUAUACUUGUUGCUACACCAGGAAGAUUAUGGCAUUUUAUUCAACAGGAUGAGCCGCAUAUUCUCACCUUACCCAAUGUCAGUGUUGUAGUCAUCGAUGAGGCUGACAGAAUGAUUGAAGCAAAUCAUUUUGAUGAUUUACGCGCCAUUUUCGAUUGGUUGCAUAGUGGUGGAUCAAUGUCAAGCGAUGCUUGCGGUAGUGUAAAUGAUGAAGGUAACAACGAAGAAGAAGAGGCAGUGGAAUUCGAAAAUUCUAAUAAAAAGACAAAAAAUCUUAAACGAAAGUCAGUGGACGAUAGCGCCAACAAUGCUCCAAUCGACCGGCAAACUCUAGUUUUCUCCGCCACGCUUACAUUUGUGCAUGGUGGUGCACUGAAACCAGGCAGUGGAUCUAAAAAGCAUAAAAUGUUAUCGGGGAAUAAAAGUAAUAUGACAAAGAAAAUAAAACUUGCUCUACUGCGUGAAAUGUUUGGUUUAAGAAAAUCAGUUCAAGUGAUUGACCUAUCGUCGUCUAGUUCCCCGAACAGUCAAUUAAAUCAAAAAGCAUCUACAGGCGGUCAACAUUCACAACAACAACCAGCCUGUCCUGAUGGUCUAUGUGAAUCACGUCUUUUAUGCCCAAAUCAAGAGAGUAAAGAUAAUCGAUUAUUUUGGUUUAUUACCUUUGGUCGUCAACUUGCCUCUGCUUGCUUACCAGUCAAACUUUCAAAUCAAAGAUGUUUAAUUUUCUUGAAUAGUAAAUCAGGUGUACGUCGAUUAGCUGGUGUGUUACGUCAGUUAGUGGAGUCUGAUGCUUUUUCAGUUGGCGGAUAUUCAUCAUCAGUGAAACAUAUUAGUGUUUUACAUGCGGAUAUGAUUCAAAAGCAAAGAUUACGGGCUUUAGAACGUUUUCAAGCCGAUCCAAAUGGAAUCCUUCUGGCCAGUGAUGUAGCCGCUCGUGGUUUAGAUUUAGCCUCCAAGGAUACAACAGAUGAAACAAGUGGUGUCUCAUGGGUUAUCCACUUCGAUGUACCGCAUACAGCUGAAUUGUAUAUUCAUCGAUCUGGGCGUACAGCAAGAGCAAAUCGUCAAGGAACAAGUUUGCUGUUCAUUUCACCGAAUGAAAUUAUUCGUUGGCAUAAAAUUGCUGUUAGCUUGAAAAGAAAUAAUCCAGAACUAGAAGAUUUUGCCGUCCAACCGUCGAACAUUCAUUUGACUAUCUGUGAACAAAUUGUCCAUCUGGCUAAACAGAUUGAUAUACAAGUGCAUAGAAAUUCACGGAAAACAGCCAAUGAAAAUUGGUUUGCUAAAGCAGCUAAAGAUGCUAAUAUCCUAUUGGAUGAUAACAAUUCUGGUGACAGUGAUAGUGAAGGAGGAAGAGGGUACAGUGAGAAAAAAAAGUCAAAAAAGAAGAAGAAUUCAGAUGAUACUAAGCCAUUGAAAUUACAGCUACGUCAGCUGAUUCAUGCUUCUCGAGAUAAAUUGUUGAAAAACACUAACGGACAAUUACAGCAACCUGUCUAUGGAAAACUUCAAACUCUCUCCAAAGUGAAAUUGUUAAAAGAAGUUUGUGUAUAA
Messenger RNA from Trichobilharzia regenti, 2212 nucleotides. NCBI's taxonomy places the organism in Eukaryota, Metazoa, Platyhelminthes, Trematoda, Strigeidida, Schistosomatidae. The record is from the annotation of a GenBank genome assembly.